This is a messenger RNA of Juglans regia (Persian walnut), 2012 nucleotides long. RefSeq lists its product as uncharacterized. Bases 593 to 1603 code for a protein of 336 amino acids. Lineage: Eukaryota; Viridiplantae; Streptophyta; Magnoliopsida; Fagales; Juglandaceae. The record is from RefSeq and is a predicted model, not a curated record. The transcript has 6 exons.
CAGUCACUCGGAAAAAAAAAUUAUUUUCUCAAAGCACUCUCUUUCUCUCUACCCAUCACUAUGUCUAUCCUUUCCUUUCAGUCUUAAAAGAAUAAACGAAUUUAAGUCCGUUUUCUGCUUCGAGCUCAAUCAAUUAAUACUAUUCUUCCAAGAUUUUCAAAGGUCAAUGUUGGAUUUCUCUCCGCUCAAGCUUUCUGAGCUAGAACAAUCAAACGUUUCACUCUCCAUCUUCAUUGUCUGCUUCUCGGCCUUCUUCCCUUUUCAUUAAUUAGAGUUUGAGGUGCUCUCAGUCUCUGUCUCUUCCUCUUCUAUAUAUCCUUUUUCCUUCUUUAUUAAUGGUUCUGGAUGCUGACAAUGCCCUUUUCCGUUAAAAAGGAAGGUGAAUUUCUUGUUCUGGGUACCUUCCAUGUUUGGACUUUGGUUACCCAUUUUGAGAGAGCUAGCUCCAAAACACAACCCAUAAUUAUUCAAGCCGUUGGAUAAUCACUCAGUACUACCUUUACCAACUCACAUACAUUUCGUAUACGUUUUUCCUAUAUAUAUAAGCGUUCUUGGUGUUUCAGAGGGUUUUCAAACAGUACCCCAUCAAUCAAUGUCUUCUCUCACAUCGUUGUGUUCCUCAAAUCUGGAGCUGUUUCUUCAUCAUGUGACCCCCACGGUUCCCUCACGACCACUUCCUCAGAGCUGCUUUAAUGAUCUAAAUAGCCUCUGGCAACCACCUGGUAAAGACACAAUUGAAUACUUCACGUUGAGAGAUCUCUGGGACUGCUAUGACGAAUGGAGUGCAUAUGGUGCUGGCACCCCAGUACUGAUGAAUGGUGGUGAAACUGUGAUGCAGUACUAUGUUCCUUAUCUAUCUGCCAUUCAGAUAUACACUAACAAAUCAGGUGCCACUUCCAGGAAUCGUAAAGAGGACAGUGACGUGGCAGAAUUUGAAAGUGAUUCUUGGAGUGAUGACAGUGGGAGUGAUAAUCUAUCGAGGUCUCUAAGCAACUACUCUAGCAAGGCUUGGGACGCAGUUUCGGAAGAUUCAAGCUUAGAGCAAGAGGGUUCAUUGGCAAUGAAGGAUAGGCUUGGCUGCCUUUACUUACAGUACAUUGAAACCGCUUCCCCCUACUGGAGAGUCCCAUUCUCGGACAAGAUAACUGAAUUAUCUCAAAGUAGCCCGUCGUUAAUGACGCUCAAGAGUGUGGAUCUUUCCCCUGCAAGUUGGAUGGCUGUUGCUUGGUAUCCUAUUUAUCACAUUCCAAGUCAGAAAAAUGAAAAGGAUUUGUCGGCAUGCUUCCUCAGUUAUCAUACUUUGUCCUCAACUUUCCAAGACGAUACAAUGGAGAAUGCUGACACCAAUAUCGAACAUGCUAAGUGCCAUCAUGAAGUAAUGGGAAACAUAGGACAGAAAUCUAAGGAAGAAAGAAAUGGUGGGAUUUCUCUUCCUCCCUUUGGUCUAGCUACUUACAAGUUACAAGGAGAUCUUUGGAUAAAGCCACAGACAUCUGAUCGUGAAAGGAUGAUCCAUCUCUACAGCGCUGCGGAUUCGUGGUUGAAGCAGCUCGGCAUCUAUCACCAUGACUUCAACUUCUUCACUUUUCAUGCCACCAUGUAAAUUAGUAUGCUUCCUUCCUUUCAGUGCUGUAGCGAAGUCCUAUUAAAAUGUUCCCCAUCUGAAGUGCUGACACAUUAACAAACUACAAGCUCGGAUGCAAAAUCUAAUUUGGUAGAAUAGAUUGCUUCCGAAGUUCUGUGCGAGGCGGACUGUACAUGUUGUUUAGUAAUUUUACAACAGACUCAGAUGGAGGAGGAAGUUGGGAGGCAUGUUAGUUUAUUUUCUUUUUGGCUCCUAAUUUUUUGGUCUCCAUGGAGUUUUUAAGUUGAUAUGUUAUAUAUCAUGUCUAUAGACUCAUUAAUCUUUUACAUGAUAUGCUUUUUCAUUUCCAGAAAGAAUGUGUAUAUAUAUGAACUAUUUUUGUCCAAUAUGCAUUUCUGCUGGAAUAUGGAGGCCUCAGUUUACAGUU